UAAUUCUAGGCACAUUCGUUUAGGAAUUUGAACACCCAUCAUCAUUUUUCUUUCACCACUGUCGACGCCUUUCCCGGUUUAUUUAAGUAUCCUCUAUUCUUUAUAGUACAUUUUUUGUACAAUAAUCUUUUGUGUCUUUAUAAAAAAAAAAUAUAUAUAUAUAAUCGUUUUAUUAUUUUGCGUGAUAAUGUGGAUUAGUUUCUCCGUCAGUGCUGCAAUUGAAUAUUCCACCUAACCAUGCAGAAUAUCACGGCGAAAACAACGAAUUGCAAGGAUUAGUUUAAUUGAUAUAGAUAAUUUAAUUUUUAUGCCGAAUCACUUGAUUUAUAUUAGUAGUUUUCUGAGAGAGAAAAGGGAAGAAAAGAAACAAGGAAGGAAGGAAAGCCACACACAGAGUCAUGUCCUUCAGGAGGGGUGUUGUCAGACAGAGUAAGUUCCGGCAUGUAUUUGCCCAGGCAUGGAAGGCUGAGCAUUGCCUUGAUGAUAUCAGAGUAUCACGGGUGACAUGGGACGGGCCGUUGUGUGCUGCCAAUCCGAAAUUUAUCGCUGUCAUCAUUGAGGCUGGAGGCGGUGGAGCCUUUCUUGUGUUACCACUCACCAAGAGCGGUAGAGUGGACCAGAAUACCCCGACUGUGUGCGGUCAUGCCGCUCCAGUGCUGGAUGUGCAGUGGUGUCCACAUGAUGACAAUGUUAUUGCCAGUGCCUCCGAAGACUGCACUGUGAAGAUUUGGCAAAUUUCUGAUGGUGGUCUUACAACACCCAUGUCUGAAGCUGUUGUGACUCUCGAGGGCCACAGUAAACGAGUGGGCAUCCUAGCGUGGCAUCCUACUGCUCUCAACAUCCUGUUGACUGCAGGGUGUGAUAAUGUCCUGUGUGUGUGGGAUGUGGGCACCGGGGAGCUGGUGUACCAGCUGAGUGAUGCCCAUCCAGACCUGAUAUACAGCGUGAGCUGGAACUGUGAGGGCAGUGUGGUGUGCACCACCUGUAAAGACAAAGCCUUACGUGUCAUUGACCCCCGGCGUGGAACUGUCCUGAAGGUGCGAGAAAAGGCGCAUGAAGGCUCCAGGCCAAUGAGGGCCGUCUUUCUGGCUGAUGGGAAAAUCCUUACGACCGGCUUCAGUCGCAUGAGUGAGAGACAGCUCGCCCUCUGGGAUACGAAAGAUCUCUCAGAGCCAAUGGUGACUCAAGAAAUGGACUCCAGUAACGGAGUUCUACUUCCAUUCUAUGACCCAGACACCAACAUGGUUUACUUGUGUGGAAAGGGGGAUUGUACCAUUCGUUACUUUGAGGUGACAGAUGAGUCACCGUAUGUUCACUUCCUGAGUCUGUACAGCAGUAAGGAGCCGCAGAGAGGUGCUGGUUUCCUAAGCAAACGAGGAGUGGAUGUCAACAAGUGUGAAAUAGCAAGGUUCUAUAAGCUGCAUGAGAGGAGGGUUGAGCCCAUUUCAAUGACUGUGCCUCGUAAGUCUGACCUGUUUCAAGGGGAUUUGUACCCGGAUACAGCGGGAUUAGAGCCAGCUCUGCUGGCAGAAGAUUGGAUAGCAGGUCAGGAUGCUCCUCCAACCCUUGUUUCCCUCAGCGGAGGCUACACGGCCCCUCCGUCCAAAUGCGCCACGCUCCGGGGUCGACCCAAACUGCUUUCUCAGACCAACAGUAGUCCCAGCAGCACGACUGCGCCAGCAAACCCUGUGGCAGAUGAGAUGGAGAGUGAGGAGGUGGGCCACAGACGAGGAGGGAGGGACAUGGAUGUAGGGAUCGAGAGAAUGAAGAAAGAGGAUGACCAACUUUCUGAUAUUCUAACGGAGGUGCGAGCUUUGCGUGCCCUGGUUCUGACUCAAGGUCACAGGAUUGACGUACUCGAAAGACAAUUCGCCCGCAUUGAGGACGGAGAAGUGUGAAGGAAACUACAAACAAAUCAGAACACAUAGCCUUAUUACUCAGAUUAAGAAAGCUUCACUGAGGGAUUUUGGGAAAUGCAGUUACAUUACUAUGGCAUAGCGAUACAAAGAUGCGAUUAAGCUUUACACAUUAUUGGAACACUUUGUUUUUAAAUGCACUGACAUUUGAUAUAAUAAAUGCUGCUCAUUUUUGUGCUUUUAAUAGGGCUGUCAGGUACUGACUACUGCUAACUAUACUUGUCUGCUUGUCUGUAUUUGGUUGGGUCAGCAUUUGCAUAAACACGCAAACUAAGAAGGAAAUGACCUAAUGCUCUCUUGUAGCAUGUAUUAUGACAGCAUUUACACUGGCGGCCAAAAGUUUGGAAUAAUGUACAGAUUUUGCUCUUAUGGAAAGAAAUUGGUACUUUUAUUCACCAAAGUGGCAUUCAGCUGAUCACAAUGUAUAGUCAGGACAUUAAUAACAUGAAAAAUUACUAUUACUAUUUGAAAACAAAUUUCAGAACUUUUUAAACUACUUCAAAGAAUUCUCAUCAAACAAUCCUCCACGUGCAGCAAUGACAGCUUUGCAGAUCUUUGGCUGUACGUCACCCCACGCUUCCUGAAGCACUUGCCAUAGAUGUGGCUGUCUUGUUGGGCACUUCUCACGCACCUUACAGUCUAGCUGAUCCCACAAAAGCUCAAUGGGUUUAAGAUCCAUAACACUCUUUUCCAGUUAUCUGUUGUCCAAUGUCUGUGUUUCUUUGCCCACUCUAACCUUUUCUUUUUGAUUUUCUUUUUUCAAAAGUGGCUUUUUCUUUGCAGUUCUCCCCAUAAGGCCUGCACCCCUGAGUGUUCUCUUUACUGUUGUACAUGAAACUGGUGUUGAGUGGGUGGAAUUCAAUGAAGCUGUCAGCUGAGGACAUGUGAGGCAUCCAUUUCUCAAACUAGAGACUCUGAUGUACUUAUCCUCUUGUUUAGUUUUACAUCUGGCCUUCCACAUCUCUUUCUGUCCUUGUUAGAGCCAGAUGUCCUUUGUCUUUGAAGACUCUAGUGUACACCUUUGUAUGAAAUCUUCAGUUUUUUUGGCAAUUUCAAGCAUUGUAUAGCCUUCAUUCCCCAAAACAAUUAUUGACUGACAAGUUUCUAGAGAAAGCUGUUUCUUUUAUGCCAUUUUUGAUCUAAUAUUGACCUUAAGACAUGCCAGUCUAUUGCAUAAUGUGGCAACUCAAAAACAAACACAAGGACAAUGUUAAGCUUCAUUUAACGAACCAAAUAGCUUUCAGCAGUUUUUGAUAUAAUGGCAAGUGAUUUUUUUAGUACCAAAUUAGCAAUUUAGCAUGAUUACUCAAGGAUAAGGUGUUGGGGUGAUGGCUGCUGGAAAUGGGACCUGUCUAGAUUUCAAAUCAAAUCACUUUAUUGUCACACAGCCAUAUACACAAGUGCAAUGGUGUGUGAAAUUUUUGGGUGCAGUUCCGAUCAACAUAGCAGUCGUGACAGUGAUGAGACAUAUACCAAUUUACAAUAACAUCAAAUUAACACAGCACAAUUUAAAGUCUAAUAUACACAUAAUUACACACAACAAUAUACAAAUAAUAACAUACACUGUACAGUAUACAAUACGCACUAUAUAGAUACACAUUAUUCAAUAAAAAUAAAAAUAUAUAAAAAAGUAUAUAUAGUAGUAUAUAUAGAAUGUACAGUAGGCUGUAUUUUACUGUAUUGACAUUCAGGCUGUCGGUUGAUAGUAAGUUGUUAAGAGAGAAUAUAAUAUAAUAAUAAUAUAAUUUAUGACAGUCCAGUGUGAGAUGUAAGAGUAAGGAUAAUAAAGUGCAGUGCUGAUGUAUUUUGAUCGUGGGAGAUCAAGAGUUCAAAAGUCUGAUUGCUUGGGGGAAGAAGCCAUCAUGGAGUCGGCUGGUGCGGGUCCUGAUGCUGCGAUACCGCCUGCCUGAUGGUAGCAGUGAGAACAGCCCAUGGCUCGGGUGGCUGGAGUCUCUGAUGAUCCUCCGAGCUUUUUUCACACACCGCCUUGUAUAUAUUUCCUGGAGGGAGGGAAGCUGACCUCCGAUGAUGUGUCUGGCAUUUGAUCAAACUUGUAUUUUUUCAAAUAGUGAUGGUGCUGUUUUUUACAUCAGUAAUGUCCUGCCUAUACUUUGUGAUCAGUUGAAUGCCAAUUUGGUGAAUUAAAGUACCAAUUUCCUUCAGAAACAGCUAAAUCUGUACAUUAUUCCAAACUUUGGCCGCCAGUGUUUGUAUGCCUCUACUUAAAAACUGUUAGAAUCCUUCAGGAAGUGUAAUAAUUCAACAUGCUGAAUUGCUAAGUCUUUCACUAAAGCUUAAUGGUGCUUAUCAGCAUACACUGACCAGCACUGUUCUUGGGUUUAGCUGCUCUAAAUAGUUCCUCUCUUCCAUUAUACACCACUGGUCAAAAGUUUUGAAACACUUGACUGAAAUAUUUCUCAUGAUCUUAAAAAUGUUUGAUCUGAAGGCGUAUGCUUAAAUGUUUGAAAUUAGUUUUGUAGACAAAAAUAUAAUUGUGCCACCAUAUACAUUUAUUUCAUUAUAAAACUAAAAUUACAAAAAAAAUAAAAAAAAUUUUUUUUAAAUGGAUGACUUGGACCAAAUAAUAAAGAAAAGCAGCCAAUAAGUGCCCAACAUAGAUGGGAACUCCUUCAAUACUGUUUAAAAAGCAUCCCAGGGUGAUACCUCAAGAAGUUGGUUGAGAAAAUGUCAAGAGUACAUGUCUGCAAAUUCUAGGCAAAGGAUGACUACUUUGAAGAUGCUCAAAUAUAAUAAACAAUGAGUGUUUCAAAACUUUUGACCGGUAGUGUAUGUCUUAACAAUUGUAGCAUCAGUUUGGAUGUUCUUAGAGUUUCAUGAGUAGAUAUGUGUGUAUGUCUUAGAAACUGUACUCUUAGUUGAAGGUAUUGGUGAGCUGUCUAUAUAUAAAAAAGAAACACUAGCUCUUAGAGCAAUGGAGUUAACUGUCAUUAACUAAAAUACUUCCUCAGAUGCAGAUCUUGUAGGGUGAAAACAAGAACAGGUCACAUUUCACCCCAAAGACACAAGAAAUUGUGUUUUGCAUUAAGAAAAUGAAACCUAAAUUAUUUCUAGGCUAAUUACAUUUUUAGCAUUGUGAAAUUGUUUUUGUGAUGAUUGAGCACACUUUCUCAAACAAUUUCUCAUUACUGUAAUGAGAGUUGGGGCUUAAUUGUCAACAAUGCCAAAAAACAAAUUUUUCUUUAAACAAGCAUUAUUUUCUUAAAGCAAAAUAUAAUUUCUUUAUUUCUUUUUUGGGGGGAGUAUGACAUAGACGUUCUUAAAAGGUUUUGUGAGAUGCGUUGAUCUCAUUUCUUCUAAUGAUGAAUAGUUGUGCUUUAUUCCUGUUUGAUUGAAUAUGAAAAAUCUGUUAGAAUGAUGUGAUGUUGAUAGGUCUAGAUGGUGGUGUUUUUGUAUUUGUUUUAUCUGUAGUCUCUCUUUUAAAGUCUUUAAUCAUGGGCACUACAAUCAGGAAUGCUAGUUCAGGGAUGACUCAUCCUUCUCUGUAAAUGUUUUGUUUAUUUUUAGCUUUACUUGCUGCAUAUGUUGUAAAUGAGCUAAUUACCCAUCAACUUUAAACUUAAGUGCUAACUCAACCUGUUCUUUUUAAUAAACAACAUUUACUCAU
Messenger RNA from Myxocyprinus asiaticus (Chinese sucker), 5541 nucleotides. RefSeq names its product coronin, actin binding protein, 1B (gene coro1b). NCBI's taxonomy places the organism in Eukaryota, Metazoa, Chordata, Actinopteri, Cypriniformes, Catostomidae. Gene Ontology annotation, biological process: actin filament organization; cell migration. Gene Ontology annotation, molecular function: actin filament binding. The record is from RefSeq and is a predicted model, not a curated record. The transcript is spliced from 11 exons. Bases 399 to 1898 code for a protein of 499 amino acids.